Molecule: messenger RNA, 1242 nt
Organism: Maniola jurtina (meadow brown)
Lineage: Eukaryota; Metazoa; Arthropoda; Insecta; Lepidoptera; Nymphalidae
Product: larval cuticle protein LCP-30-like
Exons: 5
Coding region: 1-1005 (334 amino acids)
Source: RefSeq, a predicted model, not a curated record
AUGAGGAUGGUCGCUGCCUUAGCAGCGGUUGCAUUUGCCGCCGAUGAAGAGCCGCAGCCAACCCCACUUUCCUUCUUUUUCACCAACCCCACAACAAUAAGGCCCACAACCCUCAGAUACGACCCAUACCGGUACUUUAGUGGCCUUGUCCCCAGACCCGCCAACGUUGAUGCCUCGGGUCGUUACGAUCCUGGUAAAUACGACCCUGCCAAAUACGACGCCGGUCGUUACAACGCGGGUAAAUACGACCCCGGUAAAUACGACCCCGGCAAAUACGACAAAUCUGGACGUUGGAUUCCUGAUGGCUCUGGCCGUUACGAUGGUGACCGCGGAGACCGCGGUGGUGCGGGAGGUUUCUACACCGGUUCCUCAGACAAGGGAGGUCCCGGAGGCCCAGGAGGCCCAGGCAGCGGCUACAUCGGCGAAAGGGAACCUAGCGUACAAGUGGCCACCGGAGUACCAGUGACCACCGCAGUACCAGUCACCACCGCAGUACCAGUCACCACCGCAGUACCAGUCACCAAUGUAGUACCUGUCACGACCGCAGUACCUGUCACUACCCCUGUACCUGUCACUACCGCUGAGCCUGUAACUAUUGCAGUUCCCGUCUCUACCGCUGCACCCGACACCACUGUCAGACCUGUCGUAAUCAUUUCCUCCACUCCUCAAUACGUCAGCUCUACCCCAAUCUACAUCAAGCCCACCCCUAUCUACUACCCAGUUGAUCCCAAAGUGAACACCUACGACUACAAAUACGGUAUCAUCCGUUUCGAAAAGGAACAACAACCUGAUGGUUACCACUACCUCUAUGAAACUGAGAACAAAAUCCUCGCCGAAGAAUCCGGUAGAAUCGAAAAGAUUGAUAAUGAGCGUGAUGGUAUGAGAGCAAGGGGAUUCUUUGAGUACGUCGGUAUUGAUGGUAUCAAGUACAGAGUAGACUACACAGCUGACGAACGUGGUUUCUUGCCUGAAGGUGCUCAUUUACCAAAGGGGCUAAUAGUUUAAUUUUUUUAUUAAAUAAGUGAGAGCCAAUGGACAUAGAGUAAUGCAUCAUAGUUAUACCACAGGUAACCUAUAAUUCGCGCAGUUUUAUAAAUUAUCUCGUGUCGUUUAUUGAGAACUUGUGGAUUCAACAACGAUUCAGCGCUCAGUGUACAUUGGCCCUUAUGGAUACUCAUUGUUAUAACUUUAUGAAAUGUUUAUUUUAUGUUAUUACUUCUAUAAGCUUUAUAAAGUUAUAUA